AUGUCUGAAGUAUUCCCUGAAACAAAUACUCCCGUGCAAACCCCAUCAACUGAAAGUUUUGUUAAUAAGAUGAACGAAAGCGAACACGAUAAACUUACUCAGGAAACGAAUAAUAAUAGUAAUACGAAUAGUAAUAAUACUCAAGAACCACUUCUGCCUCCUAAUCCAUCUCCAAGCCCUGAAAAGAGAAAAUUAGACGAUGAAGAUGUUGAGGGUAACUCUAACGAACAAGAAGGUACAGACACGGUUAAGGAACCAGAAGUAAAGAAACAAAAGACUGAAGGUGAAGAUAAAACCGAUGAGAUUUCUGGAGAUCAACCAGAAGGCAAACCAGAGGAUAAACCAGAGGAUAAACCAGAGGACAAACCAGAGGACAAACCAGAAGACAAACCAGAAGACAAACCAGAAGACAAACCAGAGGAGAAUCCUAUGGAAGUGGAUAAAGAAUCGACAAAUCCGGUGGAAGAGUCAACAAAGACACAGUCAUCUGGAGAAAAUCAAGAUGAUGCACCUGAUGUUGAAGAAAUUCCAGCCCCAGCACCUCCUGUUUUCACUGAACCAGCUCCAAAACCACCUCAAGAACCAGAUGUCAAUAAUUUGCCUGCUAAUCCAAUACCAGCGCAUCAAUCUAAAUUUGUACUCAACGUGAUUAAGGUUAUUAAAAGAAAUAGAGAAGCAGUUCCAUUCUUACAUCCUGUUGAUACUGUCAAAUUGAAUAUUCCAUUCUAUUACAAUUAUAUUCCACGUCCAAUGGAUCUUUCCACAAUUGAAAGAAAAAUAAACUUGAAGGCAUAUGAAGACGUGUCUCAGAUUAUUGAUGAUUUUAAUCUCAUGGUUAAAAACUGUAAAAAAUUCAAUGGAGAAGCUGCAGGUAUUUCAAAGAUGGCUCUGAAUAUUCAAGCUCAAUUUGAAAAACAUAUGGUUAAAGUACCACCUAAGGAAUUACCCGUUGGUGUCAACAUUUCUACUGUAACUGCCCCAGCCACAUCACCAGUUUCAAAUAGAAGAAAAUCCACAUCUGAAUCUGACUCAGUUGCUGCUUCUAGACCAAAGAGAAAGAUUGUUCCACCAAAAGCCAAGGAUCUAGAAUACCACACGAAACCAAAGAAUAAGAAAUUUGCGGCGGAAUUGAGAUUUUGCAACCAGACCAUCAAAGAGCUUAUGUCGAAGAAACAUUAUAAUUACAAUUUCCCAUUUUUAGCACCAGUUGAUACGGUGGCCUUGAAUAUUCCAAACUAUCGUGAAAUUGUUAAGGAACCAAUGGAUUUGGGUACAAUCCAAACAAAGUUAACCAACAAUGAAUAUGAAAAUGGUGACCAGUUUGAAAAAGACGUAAGAUUGGUGUUUAAGAAUUGUUAUGCGUUCAAUCCAGAGGGUACUGAUGUUAACAUGAUGGGGCAUAGAUUGGAAGCCGUUUUUGAUAAGAAAUGGGCUAACAAGCCGGUUCCAGAGCCAACUCCACAAAACACAGAUGUCAGUGAUGGUAACUACAGUAGUGAAGACGAGGCAGAUGUUGAAAUUAGUGAGGCUAUGCUUUCAGAAGUUCCCGCUAUUCAAUUCUUGGAAAACCAAAUUAUACGAAUGAGAAAGGAGUUGGAUGAAUUGAAAAAAGAGCACUUGAAAAAGUUGAAAGAACAACAAGCAGCCAAGAAGAAGAAGAGACAACAAAAGGGUAAACGUAGAUCAUCCAAAGCUAAAGGAGCCAAAGAUAAUCACCACAAUAAUCAUCAUAGUCAUAGUGUGCAAGCUCCUCCUCCUCCACAGCCACCUAAAUUGACUCCACCGCAACCAGUUGUAACAUAUGAGAUGAAGAAACAGGUUUCCGAAAUGGUGCCAAACUUGUCAGAUAAGAAGUUGAAUGCAUUAAUUAAAAUUAUUCAAGAUGAUGUACAAAUCAACAAUGAUGAUGAAGUGGAAUUGGAUAUGGAUCAAUUGGAAGACCGUACUGUAUUGAAAUUGUAUGACUUUUUGUUUGGGGAUAAAGCGUUGAAGAAUUCUGCUGGUAAGAAGAAGAAGUCUAUUGGUAAUAAUAAUCUUGAUGAAUUGGCACAUUUAAGAAACCAGUUGGCAUUGUUUGAUGAAGGUGCUGAAGGAAAUGGUCAAUCACAACAAGAUAAUGGAUUUAUGGGCAUUACACAUCAAGAAGAAUCAUCAGAAGAUGAUGCAUCUUCAGAAAGUUCAGAAGAAGAAUAA
Messenger RNA from Candida tropicalis MYA-3404, 2193 nucleotides. RefSeq names its product chromatin-binding protein (gene BDF1). Gene Ontology annotation, biological process: regulation of DNA-templated transcription; chromatin remodeling. Gene Ontology annotation, cellular component: nucleus; chromatin. The transcript has a single exon. The record is from RefSeq and is a predicted model, not a curated record. Bases 1 to 2193 code for a protein of 730 amino acids. Lineage: Eukaryota; Fungi; Ascomycota; Pichiomycetes; Serinales; Debaryomycetaceae.